Molecule: messenger RNA, 1657 nt
Organism: Phragmites australis (common reed)
Lineage: Eukaryota; Viridiplantae; Streptophyta; Magnoliopsida; Poales; Poaceae
Product: probable histone acetyltransferase type B catalytic subunit
Exons: 10
Coding region: 238-1644 (468 amino acids)
Biological process (GO): subtelomeric heterochromatin formation
Cellular component (GO): nucleus
Molecular function (GO): histone H4 acetyltransferase activity
Source: RefSeq, a predicted model, not a curated record
UGUUCGACCACGCUCACCGGAACCAAUUUUCUUCCUUUUUUUCGCAGUCUACCACUGACAUGUCUUUGGACUAAUCUACCCCUGACUUCUCUCACCCCGUCACACUGCUCGCCCCCCGCAGCGAUUCCCCAUUUCUUUCCCGCCGCCUUCUCCCGCCUCUUCCCCACCCCAAAACCCCAAACCCUAGCCCCACCUCCACGCCCCACCGCUCCCGCCUCCACCGGAUCGACCGCGAGCAUGGCGCUCAAGCAGAAGGGCACCGACCCCGCCGCCGCCGCCGACCCCAAGAAGCGCCGCCGCGUCGGCUUCUCCGGCAUCGAUGCUGGAGUUGAGGCAAAUGAGUGUAUGAAAGUGUUUCUAGUAAGGAAUCCUGACGAGGUGGGCUCAGUAGACAGCACUUCUAUUCAACCAUUUGACCUAAACCAUUUUUUUGGUGAAGAUGGAAAGAUAUAUGGUUACAAAAAUCUAAAGAUAAAUGUGUGGAUAAGUGAGAUAUCAUUCCAUGGAUAUGCUGAGAUUUCAUUUGAGGAAACAUCUGAUGGAGGGAAAGGAAUAACAGAUCUGAAGCCUGUUCUUCAGAACAUUUUUGGAGAAAACUUGGUUGAAAAAGAGGAAUUUUUGCAAACCUUUUCAAAGGAAUGCCAAUAUAUCAGUAAUGUGGUGAUAAAUGGUAAUGUCAUUAAACAUGAUGGCUCAAAUGAAUCAGAUCCAGCAGUUGAGAUUGUUCAAGUUGAACUCCAAGGUGCUGCUGCAUUUCUUUAUUCUCGUCUGGUGCCUCUUGUUUUGCUUCUGGUUGAAGGUUCCACGCCUAUAGAUAUUGGUGAACAUGGAUGGGAAAUGCUUCUGGUGGUGAAGAAGCCAACGCAGGAGUCAUCUGUUUCGAAAUUUCAAUUGCUAGGCUUUGCAGCUGUCCAUAACUUUUAUCGUUAUCCUGAGAGCACUCGCUUGCGAGUCAGCCAGAUACUGGUCUUGCCACCUUAUCAGGGUGAAGGCCAUGGUCUUUGUCUUCUUGAGGCAAUCAAUUCUAUCGCACAAUCUGAGAAUAUAUAUGAUGUAACCAUAGAAGACCCUUCCGAUUACCUGCAGUAUGUGCGUUCGUCCAUUGACUGCCUCCGUCUUCUCACGUUUGAUCCAAUCAAGUCAGUGCUCUGUGCUACGGUCUCGUCUCUGAAGGAGACCAACCUGUCAAAAAGGACUUGCAGCUUGAGGAUGGUUCCACCAGCUGACCUGACCGAGACUGUCCGGCAGAAGCUGAAGAUCAACAAGAAACAGUUCCUGCGGUGCUGGGAAAUUCUGAUCUAUCUAAACCUUGAUUCUGAGAACCAAAAGAGCAUGGACAACUUCAGGGCCUGCAUAUAUGACCGCAUUAAGGGUGAAAUACUUGGUGGUGCCACUGGAACCAAUGGGAAGCGCCUCGUGCAGAUUCCAAGUAGUUUCAAUGAGGAGGAAUCCUUUGCUGUGUACUGGACACACGAGGGUGGGGAUGCAGAUGACCAAACCGUUGAGCAGCAGUCAGAAGAUCUGAAGACCCAGGAGCAGCAGUUGAAUGAGCUCGUUGACAAUCAAAUGGAAGAGAUCGUUGAGGUCGCCAAGAAUGUUACCUCACGUGGCAAGGAUAAGCUGUCAGAGCUGGCUGCUCUGUGAAUUCGGGUGAUCC